GGAAGGCCAAGGUUGAACGCGAGGGUGGCGGGGCGCGGGACGAUGACGCGGGCGGGCUUAACGUACUGCGCGCUCCCGCACCAACCAUUCUGCACCUAGCAGUCGGUUCUGACGGUUGUUCAAGUGCCAGAAAAGCCGCAACAAUGGUCGACGCCGCAACCCUCGAGAAAUUGGAGGCUGGUUUCAGCAAGCUCCAGGGAUCCGACUCUAAGUCGCUGCUGAAGAAGUACCUUACCAGGGAAGUAUUCGACAGCCUGAAGAACAAGAAGACCUCAUUCGGAUCCACCCUCCUUGACUGCAUCCAAUCGGGUGUCGAGAACUUGGACUCCGGCGUCGGUAUCUACGCGCCGGACGCCGAGUCGUACUCUGUGUUCGCCGAGCUCUUUGACCCGAUCAUCGAGGACUAUCACAAUGGCUUCAAGAAGACCGACAAGCACCCGCCCAAGAACUGGGGAGACGUGGACACGCUCGGCAACCUCGACCCCGCCGGCGAGUUCGUGGUCUCCACCCGCGUGCGCUGCGGCCGCUCGCUCGAGGGGUACCCCUUCAACCCCUGCCUCACCGAGUCCCAGUACAAGGAGAUGGAGGACAAGGUCUCCGGCACCCUGUCCAGCCUCGAGGGCGAGCUCAAGGGCACGUUCUACCCCCUCACUGGCAUGUCGAAGGAGACCCAGCAGCAGCUCAUCGACGACCACUUCCUGUUCAAGGAGGGCGACCGCUUCCUGCAGGCCGCCAACGCCUGCCGCUUCUGGCCCACCGGCCGCGGCAUCUACCACAACGAGAACAAGACGUUCCUCGUGUGGUGCAACGAGGAGGACCACCUCCGCAUCAUCUCGAUGCAGAUGGGCGGUGACCUGCAGCAGGUGUACAAGAGGCUGGUGAGCGCCGUCAACGAGAUCGAGAAGAAGAUCCCGUUCUCGCACCACGACCGGCUCGGCUUCCUCACGUUCUGCCCGACCAACCUGGGCACCACGGUCCGCGCCUCCGUGCACAUCAAGCUGCCGAAGCUGGCGGCCGACAAGAAGAAGCUGGAGGAGGUGGCGUCCAAGUACCACCUGCAGGUCCGCGGCACGCGCGGCGAGCACACGGAGGCCGAGGGCGGCGUGUACGACAUCUCCAACAAGCGCCGCAUGGGGCUCACCGAGUACGACGCCGUCAAGGAGAUGUACGACGGCAUCGCCGAGCUCAUCAAGAUCGAGAAGUCUCUGUAGGCGCCGCCGCGAGCCGCCUGUGUAUUUAUUUAUCGUUCCGCGGAGGCCGGGCACUAGUCAGCGGGCCGCCCCUCCUCCACUACUCUUUAUUGUAAAACGUAUUUUCUAUAAGGAAAUGGAAAAUAAAGACAUCUAGCGUUAAGACUA
Molecule: messenger RNA, 1358 nt
Organism: Bombyx mandarina (wild silkworm)
Lineage: Eukaryota; Metazoa; Arthropoda; Insecta; Lepidoptera; Bombycidae
Gene: AK
Product: arginine kinase
Biological process (GO): phosphocreatine biosynthetic process
Molecular function (GO): creatine kinase activity
Source: RefSeq, a predicted model, not a curated record